AUGUCUUAUGACCGCUAUAUUGCCAUCUGUCGUCCCCUUCAUUAUGGGCUCACUGUCACCCCACAGGCUUGUACACAGGCAAUAGGAGGCUCAUGGGCCAGUGGAUUGCUCUAUUCUGCCAUCUAUACAGUCAACAUGUUCAUGCUUCCAUUCACAAAGUCCAAUGUGAUCCAUCAAUAUUUCUGCGAUGUACCUCAAAUUUUGAGGAUUUCAUCUUCAGAGGUUCAGUUUUCUGAAUCUGGGCUCCUAACUAUAAGUUCUGGCAUUGUCAUAGCAUUUUUUGCCUUCAUGGUUAUGUCAUAUAUUAAAAUUUUUUCAAGUGUGCUUCAGAUCCAUUCUGUGGAAGCUCGGAACAAAGCGUUAGCUACUUGUACUCCACAGUGGGCUAUUCUCUUUUUGUUUGUAAUUUCUGUUUUAAUUACUGCUCUAGGUCCAAUUGCAAAUAAAGCAUCUCUUACAAAUCUUCUGAUAGGCAUGUUCUACACCAUGCUGCCACCGUUUUUAAAUCCCCUCAUCUAUAGUCUGCGGAACAGGGAAAUUAACAGUGCUCUAGGCAGAAUGUACAAAAGAUAUUUUGAGUGCCCAAUCAGAGUUUUACUUGAUUAA
Messenger RNA from Chrysochloris asiatica (Cape golden mole), 606 nucleotides. RefSeq names its product olfactory receptor 14I1-like. The transcript has a single exon. Bases 1 to 606 code for a protein of 201 amino acids. Gene Ontology annotation, biological process: G protein-coupled receptor signaling pathway. Gene Ontology annotation, molecular function: odorant binding; olfactory receptor activity. Gene Ontology annotation, cellular component: membrane. Lineage: Eukaryota; Metazoa; Chordata; Mammalia; Afrosoricida; Chrysochloridae. The record is from RefSeq and is a predicted model, not a curated record.